GAGAACUUCUCUUUCGCUCUCUCUGCUUGCGUCGACGCGCCUCCACGCCGCCAUCUUUCUUCCGACCGCAAGCGAGAGCCCCUCCACCACCGCGAUGCCUUAUCUCCUCUCAUCUCAAUCUGUCCUCGCUGAGGAGACGAUGCUUGUGAAGGAGAAGAGUACGAUUUUUAAGAAGCGGAAGGCCGAUGAUGACGAGGAGGAGAGCAAUCCCGUAUCUGAUUCCACUAUGUCGAAGAGGCCGAAGAUGAUGGAGGAGGGCGAGGAAGCGGAUCUGGAUGAUCCGAAUGCCUUGUCCAAGUUUAGGAUCUCAAACGUCUUGAGACAGACCUUGAACUCGAACGGAAUAAAGGCUCUGUUUCCCAUCCAAGCCAUGACUUUUGAUCUCAUUCUCGAUGGGUUUGAUUUGGUCGGCCGAGCACGGACUGGUCAGGGUAAGACCUUGGCUUUUGUGCUGCCUAUGUUGGAGUCUUUGACAAAUGGAAUGCUCAAGACAUCAAGAAAGACUGGUUAUGGAAGGUCUCCUAGUGUUUUGGUACUUCUUCCAACCCGAGAACUUGCAAAACAGGUGCACUCAGACUUUGAGAUCUAUGGUCGAGCAGUGGGGUUAUCUUCAUGCUGUUUGUAUGGUGGAUCUCCUUUCCGUGCUCAAGUAAUGUCAAUAAGAGCGGGGGUUGAUAUUGUUGUUGGAACUCCAGGACGUGUAAAGGAUCACAUACAGAGAAAUACUCUUGACCUGAAAAAUUUAAAUUUCCGCGUGCUUGACGAAGCAGAUGAAAUGUUGAAAAUGGGUUUCGUGGAUGACGUGGAACUGAUUCUCCGUAAAGUUGAGGAUGCUAGCAAAGUUCAAACUCUCCUCUUUAGUGCUACCUUACCUGACUGGGUUAAGAAGAUAUCGGCAAGGUUUCUUAAGAAAGAUAAGAAAACAGCCGACCUAGUAGGCAAUCAAAAAAUGAAGGCUUCUGCCAGUGUUAGACAUCUUGUUCUUCCCUGUUCUCUUUCUGUCAGACAAAAACUUAUUCCACAUAUUAUCAAUUCCUAUAGCAGUGGUGGCCGAACUAUUGUUUUCACUGAGACAAAAAGAUCCGCAGCUGACCUUGGUCAAUUGUUACCUGGUGCACGGGCUCUGCAUGGAGACAUAUCUCAAGACAAGCGAGAAUUCAUACUAGCUGGAUUUAGAGCUGGCCGGUUUUUGGUUUUGGUUGCUACGAAUGUGGCUGCGCGGGGACUCGACAUCAAUGAUGUGCAGUUGGUUAUACAGUCUGAGCCCCCACGUGAUGUCGAAGAUUACAUCCAUCGUUCCGGGCGAACUGGAAGAGCUGGCAAUACCGGUGUUGCAAUUCUAUUAUAUGAACCAAAAGGCAAGUACCAUAUUUCUCGAAUCGAAAGAGACUCAGGUGUUAAGUUUGAGCAGAUCUCCGCACCUGAGUCUGCUGGUAUUAUUGAAUCCGCUGAAUCUCUAGCAGCCAAUGCUACCCCAAACUCUUUCGACAGAUUCUCCCAAGGUAGAGGUGGCAAUAGAUUCUCUGAUGGACGAGGUCGUAGAGGUGGUCGCGGAGGAGGCCGUGGUGGAGGCUUCGGCCGUGGAGGUAACAGAUUUAACUGGAGGAAGUGAAAUGCAUAAUUUUUAGGUUGAUAUCCCUUACCGUAGCUGUGGUUUGAGUUUGGAUUUUAUAGUGUUUCAAUGACUGAAGUCUGAUUUGGGGCUUUGUUGCUCCUCUAAUACGUAGUUGUAGCUAAAUUGCUAGAUGUAUUGAUUUAUGCAAGAAUUUAUUAUGAAACAGAAAAGUGAUUUAAUAGUUUUUGAUA
Messenger RNA from Zingiber officinale, 1806 nucleotides. RefSeq names its product DEAD-box ATP-dependent RNA helicase 7-like. Gene Ontology annotation, molecular function: nucleic acid binding; ATP binding. Lineage: Eukaryota; Viridiplantae; Streptophyta; Magnoliopsida; Zingiberales; Zingiberaceae. The transcript has 11 exons. The record is from RefSeq and is a predicted model, not a curated record. The coding region runs from base 95 to 1612 and encodes 505 amino acids.